Molecule: messenger RNA, 837 nt
Organism: Schistosoma mattheei
Lineage: Eukaryota; Metazoa; Platyhelminthes; Trematoda; Strigeidida; Schistosomatidae
Source: the annotation of a GenBank genome assembly
AUGAAUCCAAUUGCUUCGUUUUCAUCAGCAGAUGUAUAUCAUCAAGGGAAUAGAGAAAAUAAUGAAUCGGUAAACCAUAAAACUGCAGCACAUAUGUACACUUGGAACUGUUUAAGUUCACUUGGUAAUAGUAAUGCUAGACCUCAUACCAGUGUAAAUUCUAGUCAGUGUCAUUCUCAGACAAGAAAAUCGUUUAGUAUCACCAAGCAGCUCAUAUGUAAUGUGGAUACUAAUUAUGAAGCUGAAGAUGAAUGUGAAGAUACUACUAGUGAUGAUCGUAUUUAUCCAAAAACUUCAUCUUUUACAAAACGAAGGUAUAGAACUCAUCUUCGUCCAAAUAUAAGAAGUAAUCACUUAUCAAAUCCAAUCACCGUAUCCCAAAGUUCAAGUUCUACCUCAGAUGUGGACACUAUUGAUCAUGAGGCAUGCCUAAAUAACGGUUUUCUUCAUUCUCGUAGAGUUUCUAAACGAAGUAAUUUACUGUCCAGUAAUUCUAUGUUGUCCACUUCUUCCUCGUCAUCAUAUGUGUCAUCCAAUGAUAUAAAUUUUGCGAAUCCUUUGAACGAUUGGCCAUCAUGGGUUGUACCGUGUAAAGAAUGUGUUGUAUGUUGGCAGAAAUUCCGUUUAGGUGUACGCCUAAGUGCACUUCCAUGUGGACAUGGUUUUCAUGAACAUUGCAUUCGAAAGUGGUUAGAUACUGGUGCAUUUGAAUGUCCUGUCUGUCGGUGGCCAGCGUACGCACCUCAUUUACGACAGCAAUGUCAAAUGAUUGAACAGUUGAUUAGUGCCGUUCAAAAUACUAUCGAUUUUGCAAAAAGUUCUAAUAACAGAAAUUAG